CAUGUCUUUCAACCCGCUGGACUCGAUCCAGAUCCAAGCCGUCGACCCUCAGCUCAAGGGAAUGCACGAAGGCAUGCGUCUCGCCAUUGACUGCAUCAACUACGAACCCAAGCAUGAGCGAGCCAUGACAGCCGCAUGUGGCAACACCAUGAUCUGUAAUACAGAAAAGCUUGCCAAAGAG
Molecule: messenger RNA, 181 nt
Organism: Bipolaris maydis ATCC 48331
Lineage: Eukaryota; Fungi; Ascomycota; Dothideomycetes; Pleosporales; Pleosporaceae
Source: RefSeq, a predicted model, not a curated record